This is a messenger RNA of Ctenocephalides felis (cat flea), 1158 nucleotides long. RefSeq lists its product as uncharacterized. Gene Ontology annotation, molecular function: oxidoreductase activity, acting on the CH-CH group of donors. Gene Ontology annotation, cellular component: membrane. The record is from RefSeq and is a predicted model, not a curated record. Lineage: Eukaryota; Metazoa; Arthropoda; Insecta; Siphonaptera; Pulicidae. Gene Ontology annotation, biological process: lipid metabolic process. The transcript is spliced from 7 exons. The coding region runs from base 1 to 963 and encodes 320 amino acids.
AUGGCCAUACAAAUUUUGGACGAAAACCACUUGGCCAUAAGUGCCAUAGUAACGGUCGUAAUGCAGAUAAUUUUUUUUAUAAUAGCAGCAACUUUUCAAUUAGAUAAACUCACCGAUUUUGCGGGCGGCGUGAACUUUAUCAUUUUGGCGCUUUUAACAUUCUUUCUGGGCCAAGUCGGAAGCAAGACUUACGACAGUAGACAAUUAAUGGUCACAAUUUACGUGUGCUUGUGGGGCGCAAGAUUAUCCUGUUAUCUGCUUUAUAGAGUUAUGAAAAUAGGCAGAGACAAAAGAUUUGAGGACAAUAAAAGCAAUGUGAUAAGAUUUGCAGUUUUUUGGACAUUCCAGGCUGUCUGGGUUUACGUGGUUAGUUUACCGGUGAUAAUAAUAAAUUCCCCGCAACACCGAUACCCCCCGGCACCGAAAACUAUGACGACGCUAGACUCCGCCGGCACAGGAUUGUUUAUUAUAGGUUUUUUGGCCGAGACUUAUGCUGAUUUGCAAAAAUUUGCAUUCCGACAAGAUCCAGCUAACCAGGGAAAAUGGUGCAAUGAUGGUCUUUGGAGGCUCUCAAGACAUCCGAAUUACUUUGGUGAAAUCGUACUUUGGUGGGGAAUUUUUAUAAUUUCUUUAAACGUGAUAGACGGAGCGGAAUGGGUGGCGGUGAUGUCACCAAUUUUCACAACGGUCAUAAUUUUGUUCUUGUCCGGUAUACCGAUGUUAGAAAAAUCGACGGAUGAAAAAUACAGAAACAUCGCGGAUUAUAGGUACUACAAGUCUUCCACUUCACCAUUAAUACCGAUACCGCCGGCAAUUUAUGUCGAGGUUCCAUGGUUCUUAAAAUUCGUUUUAUGCUGCGAGUACCCGUUAUACGAUUCCAUGGACCCAAAAACACCCCCGACACUGAUAACCGAAUCUACGUCUCUUUCACUUGCGCAAACUGGAAGCUCUCAGCACACCUAGCUGCAGGUUUACGCCAGUCGCGGCGGUGAUCAGCAUAUAACCACCGCGCCAGGCGUCGCUCGGAUAAAUAAUAGCAAUUCUUCAAAUAAGGGCGAAGUGACAACAGCCCUCUAGGUUCGACAGAAAACCGACGAGCCCUCAAAAGCGCGCCCGAAGGUAACAACAAAAACAACGGCAUGCGUGGAAAUCUACCAG